GCCACCUCCAGUACUCGUUGGGCUGCCCUCCAAAGUCGAAAUCCCAAAUCAGCAAGUGCAUUCGUCUACUGCGUCACAACAACCAAAAUAUACUGCCGUCCGACAUGUCCCUCACGCCUCGCAAGACGAGCAAAUAUCGUGUUCCAUGACACUGCCGCUGAAGCAGCGGCGGAAGGGUUCAGAGCGUGCAAGCGCUGCCGCCCAGAACUGAGAGAUGGGGCCGGCGAUCCUCAGAAGAUGGCUGUUGGGAAAGCGUGUGAUUUGGUCAGGAAGGAGCAGAGUGGUGAAGUAGAUAGGAAGUGCAGCGUCAAGGCGCUGGCAACGGCGGUGGGGUUGACGGAAAGCCAUUUCUGCAGGAUCUUCAAGAAGGUUAUGGGGAUGACCGUGGGGGAAUACCGGGCUUCUAUU
Messenger RNA from Hyaloscypha bicolor E, 408 nucleotides. RefSeq lists its product as uncharacterized. The record is from RefSeq and is a predicted model, not a curated record. NCBI's taxonomy places the organism in Eukaryota, Fungi, Ascomycota, Leotiomycetes, Helotiales, Hyaloscyphaceae. Gene Ontology annotation, biological process: regulation of DNA-templated transcription; DNA repair. The transcript has a single exon. Gene Ontology annotation, molecular function: zinc ion binding; sequence-specific DNA binding; methyltransferase activity. The annotation marks the transcript as partial.